UCCGAAAUCUGAACAGAACUUAACAUUUUCUUGUUAUGCGAUUCUAAAAUACUGAAAAAUUCUUAAUAGCUCUCCUUCUGAUUCCAGCCUAGGAUCAAACUACAUGCGGAAUCUAGGGUAUUGACACAGCUAUUCCAAAGGCUGGAGUUAUAUCCUUCUCAUAAACCUUUGCAAAACUAGACUAUAACAGCAUUCUGCUUUUAUUCUAACAUUGCCAUUCUCAAACUCCAGUCCCAUUCAUAACUCUCUCCUCUCUGCCACUCUCACAUUGUUUCAACAGUUUCUGCACAGCCUGCUCGUCUAAACUUGGCCUCAGUCCAAAGCCUCUUGGAGCUUUACAGAGUUCCAGGAGAUCAGAAGCACAGUUACGUUUCGUAUGUUGUGAAAUCGUCAGUCUCUGUGUCUCACUGCAGCAAGAAUGGCAGAAGCAAAUAUUAUGGUAGCAGAGGACCAGUUUAGCUGCCCAGUGUGUCUCGAGAUAUUGAAGGAUCCAGUCACUACAGCAUGUGGACACAGUUACUGUAUGGGGUGUAUUAAGAACUGCUGGGAUCAGACUGAUCAUACAGGUGUCUACAGCUGCCCCCAGUGCAGAGAGACCUUUACCCCAAGGCCUGUUCUGCGCAGAAACACUGUGCUGACUGAAGUUGUGGAGAAAUUAAAGAAGACAAGGUGUAAACCUCCUCCUGUUCAAACUUAUGCUGGACCUGGAGAUGUGCCAUGUGAUUUCUGCACUGGGAGAAAGUUCAAAGCUGUGAAAUCCUGUUUGACGUGCCUGGCCUCUUACUGUGAAACACACGUCAAGCCACACUAUGAGGGUGCUGCUUUCAAGGGGCACAAGCCGAUCAAUGCAAUUGGAAAUCUGGAGCAGAAGCUUUGUGCAGAACACCAAAAGGUUUUGGAUGUCUACUGUAGAAGAGAUCAGAAGUGUAUUUGUGUGUUAUGUACUGUCAAGGAACACAAGAGCCAUGCUACAGUCUCAGCUGAGAAAGAAAGGACUGGAAAACAGAAGCAGCUGGGAGAGACACAGACAGAAAUACAACAGAGAAUCCAGGAGAGACUGAAAGAAACUGAGGAGCUGAAACAGGCUGUGGAGUCACUGAAAAGAUCUGCAUGCAUAGAAAUAAAGGAAAGUGAGAAGAUCUUUACAGAGCUGAUCCGAUCCAUUGAGAAGAUCCACACUGAAGUUAUUGAGCUGAUUGGAGCUAACGAGAAGGCUGCAGUGAAUGAGGCUGAAGGACGCAUGAAGAAACUGGAGCAGGAGAUUGCUGAGCUAAGGAGGAGAAACGCUGAGCUGAAACAGCUUUCAAAGACAGAGGAUCACAUCCAUUUUCUACAGAAUUUCCAGUCUCUCUGUGCCCCUCCUGAAGCUGGAGACUUACCCAGCGUUACUUUCAAUACAGACAUCUCUUUUGGGGCUGUGAGGAAAGCUGUAUCUGAAAUUAAAGACCAUAUUGAGGACUUCUGCAAGGGUGGAUUAAGCAAAAUAACCAAAACAGUGAAUGAAAUAGCAGUUUAUACACUGGGGUCUAGGAGCAGUGACAGACGUUUAAAAGUGAAUGAAGUUGCAGUUUACAGCAUGCAGGCUCCAGAGCCAAGGAACAGAGCUGAGUUUAUAAAAUAUUCCUGUCAGCUUACACUGGACCCCAACACAGCGUAUAGAAAGCUCUGUCUGUCUGAAGGGAACAGAAAGGUGGAAUGCAGGAGCGAGACCCAGCCAUAUCCUGAUCACCCAGAGAGGUUUGACAGCUGGGCCCAAGUACUUUGCAGAGAGGGUUUGUCUGGGACACGCUGUUACUGGGAGAUUGAGUGGAGUGGGAGAGGGGCUAAUAUAGGAGUCACAUAUAAAGGAAUCAGCAGGGAAGGAAGGGGUCAUUCCUGUGCUCUUGGACGUAAUGACAAGUCCUGGAGUUUGUUCUGCUCAGGUUCCAGUUACACUGCUUGGCACAAUAACAAUCACACUAUAAUCACUGACCCACGCUCCCCCAGAAUAGGAGUGUAUCUGGACUUUAAUGCCGGCAUUCUGUCAUUUUAUGGAGUCUCUGACACAAUGACCCUCCUGCACAGAUUCCAAACCACAUUCACUGAGCCGCUCUAUCCUGGGCUUGGACUUUAUUGGGGUUAUGAUUUCCCUGGGUUUAGGGUUUGGAGUUAUGAUUCCACUGUAACAAUCUGCCAGCUGAACUAGACUGUUUUGUGUUUUAAGAAAAACCUUUGUAUUGAACUCCCUGUCUGUCCUCUCCACUCCUCGGGUGAAGGAAUGUUCAAUCUGACACAAUUUUGUAGGAAAGUUAGGGGGUAAAAUGGCAGCACUCUGUCAGGUUAGUGUUUUUGUAAUUGUAAACACUCACAAAUGGACUGGUGUUUCAACAUAAAAUGCUUAGUAUGUCCAGAGUAUUUAUUGAUUACAAAUACAUAAAUAGCAGCAAGUGGCAGACUUAGCUGGCAUCUCUACACAGUGCUAGAAUUUCCACAGCAAGGACUGAUAAGUAUCUCUUAAGGUGAGAGUAGCUCACUAAAUAAUUCCACUAUAUAUAUAUACAGUAUAUAUAUAAUUACUAUAUUGCACUUCCAUUGGCUACAUAGGUCUCAAAUGUGCAGGUCUGAAAAGCAUGAGCUCUGGUGCUACUUGAGGUUAAAGAAAGUGCUCAGUUUCUAUGACUUAUUCUCAGGGUGCAUGUUUACUAUAGCAGGUGUUUCUUUCAACACUGCACAUUUGAGACCUAUAUAAUGAAUGGAAGUGCACAGCAGCUGAGAUUCAUGGGAUUAUUUUGUCAGCUCCAAUCCCUAUCUAUGUGAGGUCGUGUAAAUAGCAGCUCACAAUACUUGCCAUGUCAAAAGCAUGUCAGUAUAGUUUCUAGCAGAUCCCUGUAUAAAGUAGAAUCCUGUUAGCUGAAUAGCGUUUGAACUUGAUGCUGAAGUUUAUGGUAACACUUUAUAUGAAAGUGUCUUUUUCAAAUAGCUUAUUAACACAUUAUAGAUGCUUACAAUAUGAGUUGUAUGGUCUUUAUAAUGCAUUAUAGAACAAGUAAUACAGGGCAGUAACAGCAUUUACUAAUGUGUUAUAAAUACUUAAUAGAUGAUAGAAGAAAUCUGUAAUAAAAUAUAAAACUGUAUAUUAGCUGUAACAAAUCAGGACAAAUCACAUUAAACACAAAUGAUUUUCACUUCGUUAUAUGGGUCAUUUAUUUUGCAUUUGGGGCAGCAGUGUGGAGUAGUGGUUAGGACUCUACUCCACACUGCUACUCCACUCUGGACUCUUGACCGGAGGGUCGUGGGUUCAAUCCCAGGUGGGGGACACUGCUGCUGUACCCUUGAGCAAGGUACUUUACCUAGAUUGCUCCAGUAAAAACCCAACUGUAUAAAUGGGGAAUUGUAUGUAAAAAUAAUGUGUAAAAAAUAAUGUAAUUGUAUGUAAAAAUGAUAUCUUGUAUCAAUUGCAAGUCG
Acipenser ruthenus (sterlet) is the source of this 3444-nucleotide messenger RNA. RefSeq names its product tripartite motif-containing protein 16-like protein. Lineage: Eukaryota; Metazoa; Chordata; Actinopteri; Acipenseriformes; Acipenseridae. The transcript is spliced from 7 exons. The coding region runs from base 419 to 2185 and encodes 588 amino acids. The record is from RefSeq and is a predicted model, not a curated record. Gene Ontology annotation, molecular function: zinc ion binding; protein binding.